Closterium sp. Yama58-4 is the source of this 4482-nucleotide messenger RNA. The record is from the annotation of a GenBank genome assembly. Lineage: Eukaryota; Viridiplantae; Streptophyta; Zygnematophyceae; Desmidiales; Closteriaceae.
AUGGCGUCCACUGCUCCAGCCAGCGCCGCUCGCGGGCGACGCAACGCCAAGGCUGACGGAUUCCAGUGGGACAACCCCGGCGAAGAGCCAGUUUCACCGAGCUCCCCCUCUCGCCGCCCUUCGAUUCUCCGCCUUUCGACCACAUCGACGAUCCUCCUGCUCUCCGCGGUCUUCGUCGCCGCUCUCCUUUUCAUCGGCUUCCGUAAUUUCCGCGUCGAGGCUCCCGCGCCGCGCUCCAGCGCGUCGCGAGGCUCCUUAGACGGCGAUUACGGAAGCGGCGACGAUGACGGUUACGGCACAACAACCAAUGCGGCAGGUUCCACGUGGCCGAGCGGCAGCAAAUCGUCAAAAUUGACAACCACCGGAACGGGAGUUUCAGGCUCGUUCGGGUCGACCGGCUUAACGGAAAACUUCGGAAAGAAACCGUCUUGGGACGAAAUGUCGGAGGAUGAGGAUGACCUGGGAACCACCAGCGGCUCCAGCUGGCCGAGCAAGAGUAGCUCCGCAAUUGGCGGCGGGUUUGACGGCGGACUUGGCGCUUCGUCGAGCUGGAAAAAAGGGGCUGCCGGCAGGGGGAGCACCGGGAACUCGUGGGGUGGCGGCGGCGCGGAUGUGUUGGAUGAUGACGUGGACGCGUUCUCGAGCAGCGCGAAAAGCGCGGGAAGGUUUGGCAGUGGCGCGAUGGGCGAUCUGGGUAUGGGAGACGAUGACGAUGACGAUGGGGGAGGUUUGUAUCCCAAGGAGAAAGGCAGGGCGAGAGCAGGAGACCGGGAGACCGGGAGGGGUAUGGAGCUCGAAGGGUAUUCUAAGAGCAAUGCUGCUGGGUUCGCGAAAGGCGCGGCGGGAUAUGGUAAAGGGACGACAGGCAACACGUGGGCGCGAGGGGGCAGCGCUGGCAUUGCCACGGAGGACACGUGGCAAAGCGGGGGCAGGGGCGGCGGAAGGGGAGGAUGGGGUGGGGGAGCGGCCCAGCAGCAGCCGCAGCAGCGGGCGAUGGGGUGGGGAGGGGCGGACGCGGGGAGCAGCAGACUAGGAGGCUACGGAAAAGGGGGAAGUGGGGGCGCGGGAGGGAUGGGCAGAAUGGGAGCGGGAGCUGGGGGAGGGAGAGGAGCGGGUGGGAUGACUGGGGUUAAUGACGAUGAUGAGGAUGCUUAUGGCGGAGCAGCAGGGGGAGCACUGGGGGGAAGAAGCGGUGCUGCUGCUGGCGGGGCGUUUGGGGGAGGUGUGAGGGGAGGUGCAGCUGCGUUUGGGGGAGGUGUGGGGGGUGGUGCAGCAGCGUUUGGGGGAAGAGGCCGGAGUAACACUGGUGGCUUCGGGGGGGGGGUUCAGGGAGGCGCAAGGGCGGGGAGGGGAGGUGCGGGGGGAGGUAUGGGGGGUGGGCUUGGUGGGGGGUUGGGGGAAGGGGCGGAUUUAGACGGGGAGGAUGACAUGGGUAUGGGUACAAGCGCUGCCGGUGGUGGUCGUGCAGGCGCCACUGUGGGUACGAUGGGCGCUAUGGGCGCAGGGGGGCUGCCUGCAAGGGGCAGAAGCAGGCUAGGGGCCACGAGCGCUGGGUUUGGCGGAAUGGGGGGUAUGGGGGGCUUGGGGGGCGUUGGGGGAGCGGGUAGGAUGGGAGGGAGUGCCUCUGGUGCUGCUGGUUCCGGUUUCGGUUCAGGUAUGGGUGCUGGGAUGGUGGGAGGGGCUGAAACGGAUGAGGAUUACGGACAGAGCGGUGGAGGUGGGUUGGGGGGAGUGGGAAUGGGAGGCGUCGGAACAGCAGGGGCAGCAGGAGCAGCCAGAGGGGCGUUCCGAGGUGCCGCAGGGGCAGCAGCGGCUGGGAGAAUGGGCGGUGGGGGGAAGGGCGUAGAGGGAAUGGGCGGAGGGGGGAUGGGCGCAGAGGGAAUGGGCGGAGGGGGGAUGGGCGCAGGGGGGAUGGGUGGGGACGAUGAGAUGGGUGGGGCAGAUGAGGAGGCAGGGAUGGCAGGCGCAGGUGUUGCUGGGAGGAGCGGGGUGAGGAGCGGGAUGGCUGGUGGAAUGGGUGGUGGUAUGGCUGGCAUGGGCGGUGGUGUGGCUGGCCGUUUGGGAGGCAGGUCAGGGAGCCUCUGGCAGCAGCAGACGCAGAGGGGGCAAGCAGGAGGAGUGGGAGCCGGAGGGAUGUUUAGAGCGCGAACAGGUCAGCAGCAGCAAGGCCUUGGCCUGGGAUCCAAGACAGGGAAGGGCGAGGGGGGAGACGGCUCCUCCUCUUCCUCUUCCUCUGGUGGUGGCGGUCUGUUUGGUUUCGUCUCUCGUAUGUUCGGCGGCGGAGGGAGCAGUAAAGCGUCUGGGAAGGCGGCAGGGGAAGGGGCAGGAGAAGGAGGGGAGGUGGAGGGGUUUGAGGCGGGGAAGAGCACGGCAGAGUCAGCAGUGGAAGAUGCUCUGAGGAGCACUGAGGAGGAGGGGGGAACUGUGUUCGUCGAUGGGAAGGGCCUGCACGUUCCUAAGGGAUCGACGGUCCUGCAGGCGUGCGACGCGGCGGGGAUCGACAUCCCGCGCUUCUGCUACCACCCGCGCCUCUCCAUCGCGGGCAACUGCCGCAUGUGUCUCGUCGAGAUCGAAAAAGCCCCCAAGCCCGUCGCGUCCUGCGCCAUGCCGACCAUGCCGGGCAUGAAAAUCAAAACCACCACGCCGCUCGUCAAAAAAGCGCGCGAAGGAGUUAUGGAAUUCCUCCUCCUCAACCACCCGCUCGACUGCCCGAUCUGCGAUCAAGGCGGCGAGUGCGACCUGCAGGAUCAGUCCAUGGAGUUCGGGAGCGAUCGGGGUCGGUUCUACGGGUUUAAGCGGAGUGUAGAGGAUAAGAACUUCGGUCCGCUGGUUAAAACGGUCAUGACGCGCUGCAUCCACUGCACGCGCUGCGUGCGAUUCGCGAAGGAGGUCGCGGGGGUGGAGGACCUAGGGAUGACCGGGCGCGGGCGCGACUCGGAGAUCGGGACCUACGUGGAGCGCAUGCUCACGAGCGAACUUUCCGGGAACGUGAUCGACCUCUGCCCCGUCGGCGCGCUCACGUCGAAGCCGUUCGCAUUCACGGCGCGGUCGUGGGAACUGAAGGGGACGGAAUCCGUCGACGUGUCGGACGCGAUCGGCGCCGCGAUCCGCGUGGAUAGCCGCGGCGGGGAGGUGAUGCGGAUCCUUCCGCGCUUGAACGAGGGGGUGAACGAAGAGUGGUUGACGGAUAAGGGGAGGUUUUCGUACGACGGGUUGAAGCGCCAGCGCCUCUUUGCGCCUAUGGUUCGCAGCGCGAUUACCGGCCAAUUAGAGGUUGCCAGCUGGCCCGAGGCGCUGGAAGCGGCGGCGAAGGCGCUGGUGGGAGUUAAGGGGGAGGAGGUGCAGGCGGUGGCGGGGCGGCUCGCAGACGCCGAGGCGCUAAUAGCUCUUAAAGACCUAAUGAACCGGCUCGGGUGUGAUAACCUCCGCCCAGACGAUGGGGACUGGGUUGCGGGAGGCGCCGCGAACGCGGAUCUGCGGUCGUCCUACGUGGCAAACACGGGAUUGGCCGGCUUGGAGGACGCUGACGUGGUGCUGCUGAUCGGGACGGACCCGCGCAGCGAAGCGCCCCUCCUGAAUCUCCGCCUGAGAAAGGCUGUGAUUGGCCGACGCGCCAAAGUCGCCAACAUAGGCCCUCCCCUGGAUCUCACCUUCCCCAGUGAGGGUUUAGGGGAGGGAGCAGACGUGCUAGUGAAAAUAGCGGAGGGGAAGCAUCCGUUCUGUGAGGUGCUGGCGCAGGCAAAGCAGCCGGCUGUGAUCGUGGGCGCAGGGGUGAUGAAGCGCGCCGAUAGGGAGGCUGUGAUGGCUGCCGUGCAGACGAUCGUUGCAAAUGCGGGGGUGGUGAGGGAGGGGUGGAACGGCUACAACGUGUUGCACCUCUCUGCUGGCCGUGUGGCCUCUCUGGACGUUGGCUUUGUGCCCGGGCCCAAAGCUGCUCUCUCCAGCACGCCCCCCAAGGUGGUAUAUCUGCUGGGAGCGGAUGAUUUUGCAGAGGCGGACAUCCCAGCAGGCGCGGUUGUGAUCUACCAGGGGCAUCACGGGGACCGUGGGGCCAGCCGGGCUGAUAUUGUGCUGCCGGGGGCUGCUUACACUGAGAAGGAAGCCACAUACGUGAACACGGAGGGGCGGGUGCAGAUGACGCGGGCAGCGGUGCCGACAGUGGGGAGUGCGAGGGACGACUGGAAGAUCAUUCGGGCCGUGUCUGAAGUGGCGGGCGUGGCUCUGCCGUAUGACACCGUGGAGCAAGUCAGAGAGCGCCUGCGAGAGGUGGCUCCCCAUCUGGCACGGAUCGACAAGGUGGAGCCGCCUCUCACGCUCAGCGCUCAAGCAGGGGUGCAGCACACGCCUGGUUCUGCCCUCGCAGACCCCUUUGAGCUGCCGGUGCCCAAUUUCUACAUGACAGAUGCCAUUUCACGGGCCUCGGUGACCAUGGCUAAGUGCACAUCUGCUCGGGCCAAGCAGGCCGCACAGCCGCUGCACUGA